This is a messenger RNA of Hevea brasiliensis (rubber tree), 963 nucleotides long. RefSeq lists its product as uncharacterized. NCBI's taxonomy places the organism in Eukaryota, Viridiplantae, Streptophyta, Magnoliopsida, Malpighiales, Euphorbiaceae. The record is from RefSeq and is a predicted model, not a curated record. The coding region runs from base 110 to 823 and encodes 237 amino acids. Gene Ontology annotation, molecular function: lipid binding. The transcript is spliced from 5 exons.
CUCCCUUCCUCUUUACUAUAUAUAUAUUUUUUUACAAUAUCAUUGAUUUUGUUGAAGUGAAAAGAAGGCUUCAGGACUCAGGAGGAGGAGCCACUUCUUGAACCUUGCAAUGAACAGUCCAACAGGUAGCAGCACGUCCUGGUCUAUUAGCGAGGACUCACUGAGAAGAUACGUGCAGUUUGCGAGCGAAAGCUGCAUACAGGAUUUGCUAUCAGCUUCUGACUCCAACAGGCUUGGAAAUGGAAAUGAUGGAUGGAAAGUUCUGACUCUAGACAAUAGGGUUGAGAUAUCGAAACGCAGGUCUGGAUCACUCCACGCCUUUCGUAGCAGGUGGCUGCUAAGAACAGUCUCCCCACAACAGUUCAUCACUGUUGCUAAUGCCAUUGAUGCUGCAAGGCAAUGGGAUCAUGACCUUGCGGAAGCAAGAUACAUAAAAGAUCUUGAAGAUAAUUUGAGCAUAAUUAGACUCAGGUUUGGAGAGAACUCUAAACCCCUAUUCAGAAACAGAGAAUUCACAGUAUAUGAGCGACGAGAAACGAUGGAGGAUGGAACCUUGGUGGUAGCAGUAGCUUCGCUGCCGAAAGAGAUAGCUGCAGGAUUGCAUCCUAAACAAAAUAAUGCAAUCAGAGGACUUUUGCUUCAGUCAGGAUGGGUUGUGGAGAAGCUUGAAGAUGACUCCUGUUUGGUCACUUAUGCUGUUCAGUUAGAUCCUGCUGGAUGGCUGCCCAAGUUCCUUGUCAGUAGGCUCAACACAAAGCUGGUAAUGAUCAUUGAGAACCUGAGGAAAUUAGCACAAAAUUGUCCAACUGAUGGUGAUACAUGAUAUCUACUCUGUAAAAAGUAAGGGAGUUGAUACUUUGUAUAUAUAGUCAUAGUGAAAUAUCAGUAUUUUAUUUAAUUUUCUCUCUCUCUGUCUAUGCAAUGAUUAGGUUCUGAUAGUUGGUAAAAUUGUAAAAUCAUGAA